Messenger RNA from Gryllus bimaculatus (two-spotted cricket), 65 nucleotides. The record is from the annotation of a GenBank genome assembly. NCBI's taxonomy places the organism in Eukaryota, Metazoa, Arthropoda, Insecta, Orthoptera, Gryllidae.
GAAGGAUGCGGCCAGCGCCACGACGUCGCCGGCACCGCAAGCGUCUUCUUGUUGGUCGGAGCUUG